GAGCGCAUCUCCGAGUACUUUCAAACCAAAGACACCGCGGGGUUCCGUGUCCAGAUACUGGACCUUUGUUAUUUUGGGCGCAUGCGGCAUUCCUUGCAUACUUUGUUCUAGACUCGCAAUCGAACUGGCUUGGGUUUUGCCCAGGUGGGACAGGAACGUAUACACGUCGCUCCCGUCGUUCUUGAGCACCUGAUUCGCAACGAUGUUUCGAACCUUGAUCGGCAUGUCGGGAUCCUCAAAGGUCAGAUCGUUGAGCAGGCGGACGCUUUCGCGGACCGCGAGUUCCGUGGGCACUGUCACGAUCAAAAACUCGGUCUGGUCGGGAUUCGCAAACAAGUCCUCUAGAUCGUACAUCUGGAGCUGGAACCCGAUCAAUUGAGACUUGGCAGCGGUGGCAGCAGAAUCCAGUUGUUCACCCGUCGCCCCUUGCUGGCUUGCGGCGUUCGUGAUGAACAUUUUGACGGCAGCGUUCGAGUUGAUCUUGCUGGAGAUGUCCAGAAUGCGAUCGAUCAAUUCGGCCAAGAAUCCCGGUGUCCCAAGCAUCCGAAGGGUGUGACCGGUGGGGGCGGUGUCGAGAACGAUGCGGUCAAAGUCUCCCUUCUUGACAAGGUUGAUGACCUUGGCCAGUGCUACAACCUCGUCUGUACCAGCCGGCAGUGUAUCGAAGAUGCUCUCGAGAUCCCUGAGGGUAGCACUUAAAUCGGAGCCUCCCCCUGUUGACGUGUCGGCGGAGGUGCCAAUGAGCUUGUCGACGAUUCCCUUGAACUGGCUCAGGGCAGAAGAAGGGUCGAUUUCCAUAGCGGAGAGCGAUCCUUCCCCGGUCGAACCCGGCACUCCGAUCAACGGAACGCUGACCAAGUCGCCGCCGCUAAGGUCCAUAUCGAUUGCAUCGCCAAGGCUGUGUGCGGGAUCGGUGCUGAUAAGUGCCACCCUGUGACCCUGGGCUGCCAUGCUCACCGCCAGAGAAGAACUGGUUGUCGUCUUACCCACACCUCCUUUUCCACCACAGAUGACAACCCUUGGUUCGCCAUCCGGUUCAUUCCCGUCGUUCAUCAAAUACUCAAAACUAGGAUUGGUCAUUAUGUGCUGAGAUCCGACGUAUCCAAGGGCUGGAACCCCAACUAACUCGACAUCGAAAAAAGGAAAUUCUGAGACGGCAAUUGGAGAAGGAGAUCCGUUCGAUUGAUACUCCUCCGUUGCGCUGACUUCGGAUGCUGCUCUCUUGAGCUUAUCGACCCAUUGGGACUGGCCCUCUUGUCGGCGUUGAUAGUAGUUCAGAAGGCCAUUGCUUUCGGUGGUUUCGGUUAAAUCUCCUACGCACUGGUUCAUGACGAUAUCGCUGACGGCAAUUCCCUGAGAGGUGAGAUCGGAAACCAACCGUUUCGACUCAUCUACUGCCAGCUUGGUCGGUAUGGUCACAACCAGAAAGCUGGUUCGUUCUGGAUCACGCAAGGCGGUUUCCAUGUUUUUAAUUUUGAUUCGAAACUGGUCCAAUCGAUCCAGGGCAUUGUCGAUGGUUUGAGCCCGUUCUUGGGCACCGCUGUCUCCGAAGAAGGCUUGGAGAGUGCUGGUAACCCCGGAUAGUUUCAUUCGUAGUUUGAUGAGUUUCCCUAGCAGACCAUCCAGGAAUUGAGGAAGGGCAAGAAGUCUUAGAGUGUGACCGGUCGGGGCCGUGUCCACAAUCACUACGUCGUAGUCGUCUACCUUGUUCUCGUCCAUCACAUUUCCCAGUGCUACCAAUUCGUCGAGUCCCGGUGGAGGGUUAUUCAACAGACCACUGAACUCCCGCAACCCAAGUCCUUCUAACAAGUCCAUCGGUACGCCCAUGCUUGCAGCCAACCGGUCGACGUCAAAGCUGGCGAGGCUUUCUCGAAAAUCACCGAGGGCUUCCUCGGCGUCGACUUCACCGGCAUACAAAUUCCCACGCGUCAAGGGAUCGUCCAUGACUACAGGUUUUCCUCGCCCCCUUCUCAAAUCGGCAUCCAAUGCGUCGCCCAAGGAAUGUGCAGGGUCAGUAGAAACUACCAAGACCUUCAAAUCGUGUUUGGUUGCCAGUUCCACCGCCAGUGAUGAGCUCACGGUAGUCUUUCCAACUCUGGACAGAUACCAUCAAGCGAGUAAAGCAAAAAAAUCAAAUGCAAGAAAGUUAGAUUGCUGGCGAAAAUUGCUCGACUUAUACAGAUGUAAAARCAUGGUUAGAUCGGAUUGUGUUGAGGGUUCGCGAAUGGUGUUCGCGUCGUUUUCGCCCGCCAACGUACCCUCCCUUUCCGCCAACAAAAAUCGUCUUCUUGCCCGAUGCCGGCGACAUGGCCGAUUGCGUGAUAUCCUCGAUCAGAGGUUGCAACGAGAACAACUGGGUCGAAGGCCGGCGUAGUUGCCGAUGAGGCGACGCCGGAAACUGAAGCGGUGCCGGCGAUGCCUCCGAGGUUGAAGCCGUUCGGUGUCCUAGGCUCGGAGAGGCCGCUCGGUGGUCGACGGAGAAGGCGGUGGUAUCCCUCGCCAAAAAGGACCAUUCCGCAACGGCAAAAGCCCAGAGAAAUUUCCU
Molecule: messenger RNA, 2545 nt
Organism: Pseudo-nitzschia multistriata
Lineage: Eukaryota; Bacillariophyta; Bacillariophyceae; Bacillariales; Bacillariaceae
Source: the annotation of a GenBank genome assembly